UUGAAAAUGGCUGCUUGACCUUUUGGGAGUAAAUAUGAUUUUUUUACGGUGGUUUGGUUAAUAUUUUUAAGUGUGUGGUGGUUCUUAGUGCUUCUUAUGAUUUCGAAGAAUAUCAGGGAAGUCUUCCGUGUAUCUCUAAUGCUCAGGUAUAAGAAACUACACCACCAUUUACUUACUUCCUAGUGAAUGGUCACAUCAAUAUCGAAAAGUUCGUUACCAUAGCCUUCACUAUGGAGUUGAUUCAAGAUGACGAUCGGCGGAGGAGGCUCUGCCUCCUCCAGGAAAAGAUUCAGGAUCCGAGAGGAAUUGCCAACAUCGAUUCCCUCUUGGAUACUGUGCAAGCCCUACAUACAGACUGCGAUUAUCCCGCCAUGAGGAAAAUUAAAAACAUCGAAAUGUAUUUAAAUAGAUAUGGUGACUUUGCGAACGAGGUCGUCAAUCUCCGUAUGAAAACCGAUGAUUUCGAGCAUAUCAAAGUAAUAGGACGCGGAGCUUUCGGAAAGGUGCAGCUGGUGAGGCAUAAAUACACCCGGCAAGUUUAUGCCAUGAAACGACUGAGUAAAGCAGACCUGAUCAAGCGAUCAGAUUCGGCAUUCUUCUGGGAGGAGCGACAUAUCAUGGCACACGCUCAGUCCGAGUGGAUAGUCCAGUUACACUUUGCCUUUCAAGAUGCCAAACACUUAUACAUGGUCAUGGAUUAUAUGCCCGGCGGGGACAUCGUCAACUUGAUGUCGAAUUACGAUAUUCCUGAAAAGUGGGCAAAAUUCUAUACCAUGGAAGUGGUUCUUGCCUUAGAUGUGAUCCAUUCGAUGGGUUUUGUACAUAGAGACGUUAAGCCAGAUAAUAUGCUUUUAGAUAAGUACGGUCACUUAAAGUUGGCCGAUUUUGGUACUUGCAUGCGUAUGGACGAAGAUGGGCUCGUCAGGUCGAAUAACGUGGUCGGUACUCCUGAUUAUAUAUCUCCUGAAGUGCUCCAGAGUCACGGGAAGGGGAUUUACGGGCGCGAGUGUGAUUGGUGGUCGGUGGGGAUUUUUCUGUAUGAGAUGUUGGUAGGGGAGACGCCGUUUUACGCGGACAGUUUACUCGGUACUUACAACAAGAUCAUGUAUCAUGAAAAUAAUCUUACUUUCCCUGAUGAAGUGGAAAUAUCUAAAGAGGCUAUAUCUUUAAUACAGGGUUUAUUAUGUGAUAGAACUAAACGUUUAGGGAGGAACAACGUCGACGAAAUAAAGAACCAUCCGUUUUUUAUCAACGACCAGUGGACGUUUGAAAACUUAAGAAACUCGGCUCCACCUGUAGUACCUGAGUUGACGGGAGAUGACGACACCAAAAAUUUCGACGACUACGAGAAGGAAGAAACGUCGGAGGAAGUGUUUCCAGUGCCAAAUAGCUUCAUAGGAAACCAUUUACCGUUCAUAGGCUUUACUUAUAAUUCAGACUAUCAACUCUUGUCUGAUAGAAGAAGUGAUAUUGUAGAUAGUGGCAAAACAAAUCAUCUCAACGACAAAGACGCAAAUGCUCAAGUAAAUAAAUUACAGCAACUCUUAGACCAAGAAAAAAACACAGUAGAAGAACUAGAAAGCAAACAACGAAUAUUAAUUGCUCAAAUUAGUAACUUAGCUCAACGCGAAUCCGAAAUACGCGAAGAAGCGUCCAAGUAUGAGAAAGAGUUGACGAUUCUAAAGCACAACUUCAAAGAAGUGCAGCGCCGGGCCGACAAUGAGAGCGAAUCGCGCAAGAAAACGGAAAAAUAUUUUGCAGAUCUCAAGAAAACGCUGGAAGAAGAACAGAACAAGCGCACCCGCGAAAUGAACAACAACCAACAACACAACGACAAAAUCAACAUCCUGGAGAAGCAAGUCGCCGAAAUGCAGGAAAAGCUGAAAGGCGAGACCGAGAAUUGUCAGAGGUUGCGGAAGCAGACGACCGAAUUGACGAUGGCGAAGUCGGCUUACGAACAAAAGGCUGCCGAGUAUCAAGCGAUACUGCAGAAUUUGCAGUCGCAGAGGGACAAUUUGCAAGCGGAAGUUACCAACUUGCAGGAGCAGUUGACGCAAGAGGUCGCAGCGAGGACGCAAGCUUCUGAGGAGUGUCUGGUUUUGAAGAAUAGGUACCAACAUGUCAACGUUGAAUUGGAGAGCAGCAGGCAGCGAGAGAGGAAAAUCGUUGCGGAUAACACCCAGUUGACUGAAAAGGUGUCCACUUUGGAGAAGGAAAAUGCGGGAUUGUGUCUUGAAUUGAAGGCAGCUCAGAAUAGGUACCAGCAGGAAGUGAAAGCGCAUGAGGAGACGGAAAGGAGCAGGAUGCUAAAUAAAGAAGAAGCGAACUUAGAAGUUGUUAAGGCCCUCCAGACAAAAUUAAACGAAGAAAAAAGCGCGCGGCAAAAGGCCGAUCUCAAUUCUCAAGAAAAAGAGCGACAAAUUUCGAUGCUGUCGGUAGACUACCGGCAAAUCCAACAACGUCUCCAAAAAUUAGAAGGCGAGCAUAGGCAAGAAGUGGAAAAAGUGAAAGCCCUUCAGAGUCAAAUCGAACAAGAGCAACAGCAGAAAACCAUCCUGCAGUCAGAAGUGGGUCAAUACAUUUCCGAAGUUGCUAAACUUAAAGCCAGAGAAUCUCAACUUGCCAUCGACAUAAGUAAUCUACAAGAGGCUAAAAAGAAGCUGGAGGACGAUUUGUUUAAGUUGAAGAGAGACUGGCAAAUGGAACAGCUUCAAAUGAAAGAACUGCAGGACUCUUUAGAAGCCGAACAGUACUUCUCCACUUUGUACAAAACGCAAACCAACGAAUUGCGGGAGGAGCUAGAAGAGAAAACCAAGACAAAUAAAGAGUUUGAAGAAGAGUGUGCUUCUUUGAAGCACCAGUGUCAAAUAGCAAUCGCAAGAGCGGACUCUGAGGCUUUAGCGAGAUCGAUAGCCGAAGAAACCGUUGCAGAUUUAGAGAAAGAAAAAACUAUGAAAGAGCUUGAACUGAAGGACUUGUUGGCGAAACACAGAAGCGAACUUAAUUCUAAAGAAGUUGCUGUUAAUACGUUGAAAGAUAGAGAAGUUGAACUCAAAAGAACAAACGAACAUAUGUCUAAAGACAAGGAAGAGAUCAACAGGCAACUCAAACAGUUGCAGGAAGAGUUUAACAAGAAAUCUGGAAACAAUGAAGAGAUCGAGAAACUGAAGAGCAAGUUGCAGACCGAAUCUUUACUGAAACAACAAGCCGUGAAUAAACUUCACGAGAUCUUGAACAGGAAAGAUUUGAAGGAGAUCAAGGGCAAGAGCAAGAUUUCGAACGCCGAUUUGAGGAGGAAGGAGAAAGAUCUGAAGAAGUUGCAACAAGAGUUGACCCAAGAAAAGGAAAAGUUCAACCAGACGAUUAGUAGUUAUCAAUUGCGCAUACAAGAACUUAUGGUGCAAUGUAGUGACGAAAUUGCUUCCAAGCAGAGGCUACAGAUGGAGUUAGACAGCAAAGACUCGGAAAUCGAACAGCUUCAGUUGAAGUUGGCGGCUUUGAAUAGCGAGACUGCGUCUUUGAGCUCCGCCGACAACGAGGGUGACGAAAUAAACUCCGACUCGAUGUUCGAAGGGUGGCUGUCGAUUCCGUUUAAACAAAACAUAAAGAGGCACGGCUGGAAGAAACAAUACGUCGUUGUUUCGAGCCGAAAAAUAAUUUUUUACAAUUCGGAAAAUGACAAGCAAAAUACCGAUCCUGUGAUUGUUCUUGAUCUCUGCAAAGUGUUUCAUGUGCGUUCGGUGACGCAAGGUGACGUUAUUAGGGCGGAUUCCAAAGAUAUCCCUAGGAUAUUUCAGUUGUUGUACGCUGGGGAGGGCGAGGCUAGGAAAGCCGACGAGCAAAGCAAUUCUUUUGACUCUAGUACGAUAAGGAGUCUUGAAGAUAAUCCUCGUACUACGAUACAUAAGGGUCACGAGUUCCUAGGUAUUUCCUACCACAUGCCCACAACUUGUGAAGUUUGUCCUAAACCCAUGUGGAAUAUGUUUAGACCUCCGCCUGCAUUAGAAUGCAGAAGGUGUAGGAUAAAAAUACACAAGGAUCACUUGGAGAAGAAGGAAGACGCCGUUCCUCCUUGUAAAUUACAUUAUGACCCUUCAUAUGCCAAAGAACUACUCCUGCUUGCUCCUUCAACAGACGAACAGAAGCAGUGGGUGUAUAGAUUAAGCCGAAAAAUACAGAAAUGUGGGUUUAAAGCCAACAAUUCCAAUGCCAUAGAUUCUGCUAAGAUAUCGCCUAGCUCAAGUGCUUCUACUAAGUGUUCCUUCUACCUUAACAGGGAGUCAACUCGUUCUAGUUUGAAGCCAUACCUGAAUAUCCAGCAACGAUCUGCAACUCUGCCUGCUAAUUCUUCAAUGAGCGGCAAAUGACGUUUGAGUUUUAAAUUAAGUUAACUGUUCAUGCUUCCAGUUUCAUCACUAAAAUUCUGAUACAGUUUCAGUACUUGUUACCCUCUUACCACAUCACUGUAUCAAGCGCAUCGUUUUCAAAUCUUUGAUAGUCUAUUUUGUGGCACUAAAUCUUAAGAUGUUUAACAAUAAUUAUAAACGUUUAAGAACAUAGUUUCAACAUCUAAAAUGUCUCAAAGUUGGUUGCUAAUAAUGCUAACUCUUUAACUGUGACGCUGUACUAAUUUUGUAAAGGUGCUAAUUCAGAUUUAUUUUGUAAAUUUUUUAUGUGGAUUUUUUCUAAUCAGUGCUUGAGGUUUUUUUGACAUGACAUUCCCUUUGAGUACAGUAAUAAACUUUUUUUAUUUUAGUUGUAUAUUACUUGUUGUGUUUUUUUUUUUUUUUAGAUUGUACAAAUUAUUUUAAUGCGAAUUCUGAUUUAUGUAUAAUUAUGUAUUUAUUAAUCUACCUUAUUUCUAUUUUUUCUAUUAUGAAAUUGUGCCUUAAACAUUCAUUUGUGGUUACUACUAUUGUACUAGCCGCAACACCAAGUUUUUUAAUAUGAUUUUGGCAAUUUAAAUAGUAGAGUACAUUUUUGCCUUAUGUAUUAUAUAAAAUGUAAACCAAAAUGGACAAUUCUGAAUAAAUUGUUCUUAUUACUGA
Messenger RNA from Zophobas morio, 5048 nucleotides. Its product is annotated as rho-associated protein kinase 2. Lineage: Eukaryota; Metazoa; Arthropoda; Insecta; Coleoptera; Tenebrionidae. Gene Ontology annotation, biological process: mitotic cytokinesis; regulation of cell junction assembly; peptidyl-threonine phosphorylation. Gene Ontology annotation, cellular component: cytoskeleton; cytoplasm. The transcript has 8 exons. The record is from RefSeq and is a predicted model, not a curated record. The coding region runs from base 231 to 4367 and encodes 1378 amino acids. Gene Ontology annotation, molecular function: small GTPase binding; Rho-dependent protein serine/threonine kinase activity; ATP binding.